Molecule: messenger RNA, 1665 nt
Organism: Sardina pilchardus (European sardine)
Lineage: Eukaryota; Metazoa; Chordata; Actinopteri; Clupeiformes; Clupeidae
Gene: socs3a
Product: suppressor of cytokine signaling 3a
Exons: 2
Coding region: 147-725 (192 amino acids)
Biological process (GO): intracellular signal transduction; phosphatidylinositol phosphate biosynthetic process
Cellular component (GO): phosphatidylinositol 3-kinase complex
Molecular function (GO): 1-phosphatidylinositol-3-kinase regulator activity
Source: RefSeq, a predicted model, not a curated record
GCAAGCCUCGUGCUAUAAAAGGCACAUCAAGCUAGAACUUGGCUAUUCGAAAAGAACUGUUUGGUGUCUGUUCCAUCUAAAAAAGGAUUAUCAAGGAAAUAAACUCACAAAAGCACACUAAUUACAUAACUUCGGUUCAAAGCACCAUGGUGAGACAGAGCAUACAGAUGACCAGCAAUUCCCGGCAGCCGCCCCUGAGGUGCAAGACGUUCUCGGGCAUGAGGCAGCACCAGCUCAUCCUGCAGGCCCUCAGCAAGCUGCAGCAGAGCGGCUUCUACUGGGGGGCCAUCAGUGGGCGCGAGGCCCAGUCGCUGCUGGAGGCCCAGUCGGUGGGCACCUUCCUGCUGCGCGACAGCUCCGACGCGCGCCACUUCUUCACCCUCACCGUCAAGAUGCAGCAGGGCACCAAGAACCUGCGCGUGCAGUGCGACUCCAGCAGCUUUUGGCUGGAGUCGGACCCCCACAACCAGACCGUGCCCCAGUUUGACUGCGUGCUGAAGAUGAUCCACUACUACAUGCCAGAAGGGGACUCGCCCUCCUGUUACAUCUCCUCCAACGGAGGGAAGAUCCCCCUGACCCUGCACAGGCCCCUGACCUGCGGCCUCACCUCGCUCCAGCACUUGUGCCGCAAGACCGUCAACGGCCACCAGGACGUGUGCGUCGAGCGUCAGCGCCUACCUCACAUACUCCAGGACUUCCUAAAGAAAUAUGACGCGCCCAUCUAAUGGACACUUGAACAAAACGCGUGAGCAUACAUGAUAAGACGUUUAUGGCCUGGACUGAGUCAACAGGCGGUGAUGACAGCGCGGUUCUCGCUAAUUUCUCAAAAAUGGAGAACAGACCAAUGACAGAGAGGCACUGAAGCAGAGAGUUCCAGGGAACUUGCGGUGUAUGCCUCACUUAGCGCGCUGUGGUUGUUGGUUGCCAUGGUAUCAGGAUUAGACUGGAAGUUGGUUGGAAAAACACCUCAGCAUUUCCAAGUAAAUGUUUGUGCGCGUGCCAGAAGAAGACUGCUGAAUACACACCCACUCAUUCAGACACUUUCCCGUUAAGGCAACAAUGAUCUAGAGACUCGGUACUUGCCUGGGGGUGGCACCAGGCUCAUGUAAACACUCACACACACAGAGAAACGCAACGAACUUCAAACCAAGGGAACAAGAAGAAGCAAAGACAGGGCUGUGCACAGGUGCACAAAUUGAUCUGUGGCCUUAAAUAUCAGUGGACUUCCAACAGCAGAUGUUCAAUGAUUCAGCAACGGGAGCGGGACAUGCAUCACCCCCCCUGUGAGACUGAACGGAAAAAAGAAUCAGGGACUUCAAAAGACUUAUGAACCAAAAGUGUCUAGACUGCCAGUAGUCAGGAAAUCACCUGCCAUUGUCCAGAACAUGAAUACACAGAAGUGUAUUGUGUCUUUUGGAGUAUGUUUGUUUGAUGCUGCAGACGACUGAAUGUAUUAACUGAGGGGAGUUACUUACUCAGAUAGAAGACUCCAUUUUGAGUCCUUCUGUCUUCUAAUGUUUACAUGUUAAAAAAAAACUUCAGCUUCUCUUUACGUCAUGGGAGAAACUGUGGUGACGCUUGACUGAAAUGACUUUGCACUUACUUUAUUUAUGAAACAUUUGAAUAAUUUAUAUUAAAGAGCACUAUUUUCAUAGAAAAUAUUAA